GAACCCCCUCACAAAUAGAAAACUAUCGGGAUUUUUUUUCUGCAAAAUUUUCAAAACAUUCUGAGGGGUAUUGUUGUCAGGGGGAACCAUGUCUCGCAAAGCCGAGGAUAUCAACAGACUCACGGAAAACACCUAUAAGACUGUAAUGGAACAAUUUAAUCCAGGAUUACGGAAUCUUGUAAAUUUGGGCAAAAAUUAUGAGAAAGCUGUUAGUGCUAUGGUGGCCGCAGGAAAAACCUACUUUGACGGCAUUUCAAAAUUGGCAGAAUUGAGCUCCCAAUCACCAGUUUCCAAAGAGCUAGGACAAGUCCUAAUGGAAAUUUCUGAAGUACACAAGAAAAUCAACAUGGAUAUGGAAGACAAUUUUAGGAAAUUUCACAAAGAUAUCAUCAGUGAAUUGGAGAAAAAAACUGAUCAAGAUGUGAAAUACAUGAAUGCAACUCUUAAAAAGUACCAAACAGAACAUAGAACUAAACUGGAUUCUCUUGAGAAAUCACAAGCAGAACUUAAAAAACUUCGAAGGAAAAGUCAAGGAACAAAAAAUGCAUACAAAUAUGAAAAUAAGGAAAUGGAGUUCUUAGCAACCAUCAAUACAAGGGAAAAUGACAUUCAGAGAUUCAUUACUGAGGGCUGCAAAGAGGCAUUACUCGAAGAAAAGAGACGUUUCUGCUUCCUUGUGGACAAACAUUGCAGUUUUUCCCAAGAUCUAAGCAAUUAUCAUGAAAAGGCCAAUGGAAUCCUUGGUGCCAAAAUAAACAGAUGGAAGGAGAAAUGUUUUGAUGCUACAAAGAUACCUGAAUUUUUAGGUGAAGAUGACAGCCCACCAACGUAUAUAUCCAGAACUCCUCAACCUUCUCCAUUGAUUGGACGAUAUACUGUACAUGACCCUGCAUUACAAAAUAAUUUGAAAAUACCACCGGCUCCUCCUGGAAGAAUUCAGAAAAGUCCUCUACCAGAUAUGUUUAACAACCCAACUGCUCAACGUGUGGCCCCUGUUGAGAGAAACAAUGAUGGAUUAGAGGACGCAAAUCUAACAAGAUCCAUUUCCGUUGCAACUGGAUUGAAUAUGGUUCAGAGGCCAAAGGUGAAAAGCAUUUUUCCACAUACAGCAGGGAAUAACAAAAAUAUGUUGAGCUUCGCAGAAGGUGAUGUGUUAACACUGCUGAUACCAGAGGAAAGAGAUGGCUGGCUGUAUGGAGAACAUGAUAUGAACAAAAUGAGAGGUUGGUUUCCAACAUCUUACACAAGGCCAUUGGAACAAGGUCCAGACGUGACACCUGCACCCAGCCCGGCACCAGCACGGAGUAUGAGCAUCCUGAAUCUUGCAGACAGAUCAAAUGUUGUCCUACCUCCUCCAGAUUAUGCCUCUGAUCCAGUUAAACAUCACAGCAAGGAAGUAUCUUUCCACUCUUACAGCAGCAUCCCAGUCAAAGGGAUUGUCACCCAGCCAGACAAUACUAGUUCAAGUUCGGAGCCAAAUGGCAUCAUGAAACCACCUUUCCUUAGUGGAGGAAAUCCUUUUGCUACAGUAAAGCUCCGACCAACAAUAACAAAUGACAGAUCGGCACCAGUUAUUUAGUGCACAAGUUGUAAAAGUAAUCCUCAAUCAGUCAUGCAGUUGAAACCAACAGAUGCCAUUUUAAAUUAAUACUAUAUAAGCAAUCAUACCUUUUGUACAAACUGCUCUUGAUAGUUUAUAUUCAUUAAUAUAUUAUUUAUGCUAAUAUCCAAAUUAAUCACUACAGAAAUGCUCUUGUAUAAAUGGUGGUGGGACAAAAGAUCUUACAGUUGAAAGAGUACAGCAUUUACAGUGAAUCUUAAUAUUAUAGGGGAUAUAGGAACAACUUUUUGUUAGAGCACAUUCAUUGUUUGAAAAAGCUGUUAUCUUCCAAGAUCCUGAUGCUUGUGCUCUACAGUUUAGUCAGAAAUUCAUUCACUUUGAUGCUUAAUAUUUAACCAAAGCAAUUGUUUUUGGGGGAAAAUCUGAAUGCAUUGGUCAUUAUUUUAUUGAAUAUAGGAGGUAGGACUCUGGAGAUUAUAAAAACAUAAUCUGUUGGAAAAAAGCAGGUCAGGCAAUAUCUAUGGUGUGUGUCAGGUCAAUAGCUUUGUAUCUGAAAAAUCCAGAGCUUGCUUCUUUAAAAGGAUGCAUGCUAUGACUGGUGAUCUUGAAGGAACAAGCCUCUAGCUCAUUGGCAUGUGCAUUUGAAACAGUAAUAUGCUAGAAUAGAUUUUGUUUUAAUAUCAGGAAUGCAAGCCAUAGUCAUACGUGUCAACUCACUGUACCCAUUCAAUUCUUCUCUCAGGGAUGGAUAUGUGUACACACUUAAUUUUAUUUUCUAAUCAUUGCUCCUUCUGCAAACUACUUUUCUAUUGUUUUUCCUCCAAAAUCUUUUAUUUAUACCCAGCUAGAGAUAUUUAAAGCUGGUGGGGCUACAUGACUCAUUUUCAGUCAAAUUCUAGAAUUCGAGAUUUCUCACUCCUUUUUUCUGCUAUUUAAAUUUAACAAUUGAGAAGAUGCAAAUAUAAAAUAAGAACAGAAAAUAUUGGCAGGCCCAUCCAUAUCAGCAAAGUGGAAAAGGACAUGGACAAAGAUCCACAUCAAAAACAUUAACCGUUUUGACUGAGGUUAACGUUUUGGAUAUAGAACUGUCAGCAGUCCCUAUGCCAGACAAAAGAUUAACGCAACCUUUUUCACUAAUGCUGAUGAGUCUGCUUUGCAUUUCCAACAUUUUCUGAUUUUCAUUUUUGAAUAUGCUACAUGUAUAUGCAUAUCUUACAGUAGCAGCCCAACCAAAUUUAUUUUUUCCUAAAACCAAACCGGAUUAGAUCCACUUGUGACACAUUUUAAAUGCAUCGGCCAAAGCUUUAUUGAUCUGAAGAAAAAUCAACAUAUUAAUUGGUUUGUACUGUAUAUAUUUUCUUUUUAUUUGUAAAAAGUGCUACCUUUUAAAGCAAUGUUUGUGUGUGUGUGUGUGUGUUUUGUUCUUAAUUUGUACACUUGCAACUUUUCCCAAUUAUAGUCAGAUUAAGAUCUAUGUAACAAACUACAAGAUACCCAAUUAGGAAGUCUGAUCAUUGCCUGGAACCAAAAGUAAAGAAACAGUAUUUCAAUCAAUUGCAACACUUCAACGAUUAAGCAAUAAUUGUGAAUUUGUAUUCAUUUACCUUGCUUUACUGCAGUUUAUGAACUCAGUUUAAGGGUAUAGGGAUAUGUGCACUUUUGCAUGGAAUAGAGGCAUUGGAAGUCAACGCUUGUUCUCUCAAACAUUUUGCAGGUGUUUGCCAUUUCACUUGUUACUUAUUGAAGUAUUUUGCUUUGGUGGUUACACGAUGUGAUGCCUAAAAUGUAACAGGCUGCUACAGGUGACCAUACUUUCAUUAUCUUUAAAAGUGUACAUAAAAUGAGAUAAUGAAUACAAUCAGAAACUGUGUGUGGGCCAAAAUGCAAAUAUAAAAUGUAGAGCAAUCAAAAUAGAAUUUGUCUACUGUUGAUCUCACAAUUGAAGACUGGAAAUAUAUAGUGUAGAGAUUAGAAAUGAGUCUUAAUAUGCACAAACACUAUGCAAGGUUAGUAAGAUGGGGAAUGCUAUUUUCCACAGCAAAGAACCUUAAAAUUUACAUCACUUCUCUGGAACAUUUGUUCCAAGUGCGUGACAAAUCAGCCUUAAAUUUGCCUUUUGUCAGCUUGAGCCUGUGCCAUAUUCUCUUACCUUGCAGUAGCUUUUCAGAUUUUCCUUUUCUGUAUUAUUUUAGAAUUGAUCCUACUUUCUGAAAGGACUCGUCUCCAUUGAUGUUUCUUCAGGCGUGAAGUCCCAUUUGUGGUCCCCUUGCAGGUGUCAUUUAUUAUAGGCCUUUAUCCCUACAAUCUGCAUUUGUUUCUCUUAUCUUCCCCUAGUCCCUUCCAAAAACACACAUACACAGCAUUUGAGUCUAUCUGAGGACUAGAGCACACUCAAUUCCCACUACAGCUUCAUCAGAUGUACCCUAUUAUUCAAAUGUGUAUUCAAUGAUUGUUGCUCCACUGUGACUGAAUGUUAAGUCUAACAGUUGUCACCACCUGCACAUACAUCUAAUUCUACUUUAAGUAUCUAAUCCAAAGGUUAAACUCAGACCCAAGAACAAUGUCUAGCUCCAUUUUGAAACUGGCAUUUGUAUGGGCCCUUGAUACUUUUCAACAUAUUUCCAUGCUAUCAUUUUAUAUUCCUUUUGCUUUUGAGAUGGCUGGACUAAUACUGUCUAUACUUGUUGCUUCCACACUAAAUAUCGGUUUUAUUCCUAAAUUAUCAAUCAGACCAUUGUGAAAAUAUCAUUACUGUCUGAGGACUUUUACCUUAGAGUACCAUUCCUGUCUACUGUCUGUGAUCUGCUGUUUUAAAAUAGUGAAAUCUAGCACAGAACUCACAGCUAAAAUAGACUAAAUAGCUAACUAAAAUAACUGAAGUGUUUGCUUAAUACUCAAAAUGUGUUUAAAAUGAAGAGAUGCAGCUCAGUUCCUUAGUUCUACAAUACUGUAGAGACAAAGCUGGAAUUUGUGUAUCUUUUAGGCAAAAGUAAAGACUGCAGAUGCUGGAAACCAGAGUUUACAUCAGAGUGGUGCUGGAAAAGCACAGCAGGUCAGGCAG
Molecule: messenger RNA, 4622 nt
Organism: Chiloscyllium plagiosum (whitespotted bambooshark)
Lineage: Eukaryota; Metazoa; Chordata; Chondrichthyes; Orectolobiformes; Hemiscylliidae
Gene: baiap2l1a
Product: BAR/IMD domain containing adaptor protein 2 like 1a
Biological process (GO): plasma membrane organization; actin crosslink formation; actin filament bundle assembly
Cellular component (GO): nucleoplasm; cytosol
Molecular function (GO): protein binding
Source: RefSeq, a predicted model, not a curated record